Messenger RNA from Parnassius mnemosyne (clouded apollo), 351 nucleotides. Lineage: Eukaryota; Metazoa; Arthropoda; Insecta; Lepidoptera; Papilionidae. The record is from the annotation of a GenBank genome assembly.
AUGUUUAACUACAUAUCUACGUCACGGCACCCAGAAACUGGAACUCCAAUGCACCAAGAGAGAGGCUUCCUACGAAUAAACCCUGGGACCAAUCAACUGGCUUUCAUUGUGAGUCAUAAUUUUGGACUUUCCACCAUUGAGGAGGGUCAUUUUGAUGCUGACAAGAAAGAAAUAAAACUACAAACUGUUAAUGUUGCUAGGACAUCUUUUGCCAAACUACCUCAUGUCCAAAGCUUCAAACGAGAGAUAAGGCUAUUGUCGCCAGACACUUUAGAGAUAGUUUUGUUUAUGAAGACUGAUGAUACACCAAUGAGCGAACACUUAACGGCAGUUUAUAAUAAAAAAUUGUAA